UAUUUUAUUAUUGUUUGGGGGGGGGGGGGAGGGUGGCUGACGAACGCACCUCUCAAAGUUCUACGUGGCAGACCGGAGAACUUUGGCUGACAUGGUGGACAACAAACCCAUUCUUCAGGACAGACCGCCCGCCUACAACACCGUUCCCGGGGCUUACGGUUAUGGCCCCCCGCCGCAGCAGCAACAACACGGCUACGGGGCCAUCCCCGCCGCAGCUCCGCCGCCCUAUCACUACCCGGACGCCGGCCAUGGCUAUCCCCCACCCCAGAUGGGAGCGGCCAUGUCCCAUCAGCCCUACUCUGGAACCUACACAGUUAUCCAACCCUCCGUUGUGGUGGUAGGAGGCUGCCCGGCCUGCAGAGUUGGCGUUCUGGAGGACGACUUCACCUGCCUGGGAAUCCUGUGUGCUAUCUUCUUCUUCCCACUGGGCAUCCUCUUCUGCUUUGCCCUGCGGCAGAGGAGAUGUCCCAACUGUGGGGCCACAUUUGGAUAGACCAAGCAAACAAAAGCGUACAACACACACACACACACGAUGCACAAAAAGAUUGGGAUAUUGGGCUUUGAGGUGUAAUUUCAGGAUGAACCUAAAUUACACUGUAACCUUAACAGGUGAAUUAAAUGUGACCGUCUGGAAACUUUCGCCUUUUUCGACUUUCGGCAACUUGCUGCUCUGAUACAAGGUGCUGAACUGCAAAAUUUGCAACAGGUUUUUGAUCCAUGAAAAUUUCCAAUCACUUGAAUGCCUUUCUGUGACUCUUUCAGUCUCUCUUGCAACCUGCUGAUGACACACGGUGGUGACACUGCACUUUGUAGCCACUUCCUCUGAGAACAUCCUGUUUGAAAUAAUGUUCAUCAAUUGUUUCUGACUUGCUCCCACCUCUGGUAAAAUAUUAGGCAACAUGAGACCAGAAGAUGUUGGUGAUUGAAUUUUGCAACAAUAAUGCAAGGUGAAGGAAAACAAAAUGUCAACACUUGGAUAAGACCGUCCUGUCUGUAAUCGAAGUGUCUUUAAAAUAAAAAAAUUAAAAUAAAAAGUGUUCUGAUACAUGUUCAUCACAGAAAAUGAGGCAAAGCUAAGGACUCAGUGUAAAAAAUAUAUAUCUUUGUAUUCUUUUUCUUUUCAUAAAACAUUUAAACGGGUCCCACAGGCCCAAAUGCCAUACGAGCUUUUAAAUACCAAUUAUAAGUGAACUAGGAAAUGUAUCGUCCGUUCAUGUAUUUGUCCAUUCAUGGAUUAUUUUGCUGUCCAGCUCCUUGGUGGAUAACAGCAAAAAGUAUUGAAACAAACAUUUGGACGUGUGGUCAAAAGGUUACAGAAGGUCAAUUUAAGUUCACCUGUAAAGGUUACAGUUCAUCUGGAAAUUUCACACAAAGCCCAGUAUCCUGAACAUUUUAUGAGUAGUGUAUACAACCACAAUCCAAGUAUUUUUAUGCCUUCCUUCCUCAUCACAUACUGCUGUCGCUGACAUGAAAGAUGCUUAAAAUGUAGAUUCAGAUGAUUAUAUUUGAGGCAGGAUUUAUUAUUAUUAUUUUUUUUUCAUCAAUUAUGACCUGGAGCGAUACUUUUUUUUUUUGUCAAUUUGAAUUGACGUGGCUCAGUGCUGCUGGCCAAUCCCAUAUUUUUGGAUGGACAACCAAGACGUUAAGGAUGUAAAUAAAAUGGACAGCUGCCUGCAGCGUAUUUUGUUGUGUAUUCAUCUCUGGAGGCCAUAUUUGCACUGAUUGUUUAUGAUUCUGCUCGCUUCCCUGACCCCUUUCAGCGUCUUCUCCAGGGCCAUAAGCACCGACCUCAGGUACUUUCUCACCCAUCACUGUUGGAAGAGUGGACUCGUAUCAUGUUGAGAGCGUGGAAAUGAUUCAAAGAAGUGGAUGGUUUUGUCUUGGUGGCCUAUUCCUAUUCCUCUUCCUCAGAACAAUCAAAAACAUGUCAUUGUCUUCCAGCAACGUUGACAUAAAAAAUACAAAAAAGUGUUGUGGCAGACAACUUUUUUUUGCUUUUGUAAGCAAACACUACGCACGCAUGUUCCCAUGAUUAAGGUUCUUACUUUUUAUAUACUCUAUACUAGUUUGUGGUAUUAAAAAAAUGUUACCCAA
Phycodurus eques (leafy seadragon) is the source of this 2094-nucleotide messenger RNA. RefSeq names its product brain protein I3 (gene bri3). The record is from RefSeq and is a predicted model, not a curated record. The coding region runs from base 92 to 493 and encodes 133 amino acids. The transcript is spliced from 3 exons. NCBI's taxonomy places the organism in Eukaryota, Metazoa, Chordata, Actinopteri, Syngnathiformes, Syngnathidae.